Molecule: messenger RNA, 1727 nt
Organism: Lonchura striata (white-rumped munia)
Lineage: Eukaryota; Metazoa; Chordata; Aves; Passeriformes; Estrildidae
Source: RefSeq, a predicted model, not a curated record
UUUCCGCACGUCGGCUACGACCUGGACGGGAAGAAGAUCUACAAACCCCUGCGGAGCAAGGACGAGCUGGACCUGUUCCUGGAGAAGAUGGAAAACCCGGAAUACUGGCGCACGGUGCAGGACGGGCAGACGGGGGCGGAGGUGCCGCUGUCGGAGGAGCAGCUGGAGCUGAUCCGGCGGCUGCAGCGCGGGAACUUCGGAGACGUCGGCUUCGACCCCUACGAGCCGGCCGUGGAUUUCUUCAGCCACGAGGUGCGGAUCCACCCGGUGACCAACCGGCCCGCGGACAAGCGGAGCUUCAUCCCCUCCCUGGUGGAGAAGGAAAAGGUCUCCAAGCUGGUCCACGCCAUCAAGAUGGGCUGGAUCCAGCCCCGGAAGCCGAAGGAAAACGUUCCCACUUUUUACGACCUGUGGGCGCGGGAGGAUCCCAACUCCGUGCUGGGCCGGCACAAGAUGCACGUUCCCGCUCCCAAAAUUCCACUGCCGGGCCACGCCGAGUCCUACAACCCGCCCCCGGAAUUCCUGCUCAGCCCCGAGGAGCAGCUGGCCUGGGAGCAGCAGGAUCCGGCCGAGCGCCGCCCGAGCUUCAUCCCGCGGAAAUUCCGGAGCCUGCGCGCCGUUCCCGCCUAUUCCCGCUUCAUCCACGAGCGCUUCGAGCGCUGCCUCGACCUCUACCUCUGCCCCCGGCAGCGCAGGAUGCGGGUCAACGUGGAUCCCGAGGAUCUCAUUCCCAAACUUCCCCGGCCGAGGGAUCUGCAGCCCUUCCCCACCACCCAGGCCCUGAUUUACCGCGGCCAUUCCAGCCUGGUGCGGACCCUGAGCGUCUCCCCCAGCGGGCAGUGGUUGGUGUCAGGCUCGGACGACGGCACGGUGCGUUUCUGGGAGGUGAGCACGGCGCGCUGCCUGCGCAGCAUUCCCGUCGGAUCCGUGGUCCGGAGCGUGGCCUGGAACCCCAACCCCAGCAUCUGCCUGGUGGCCGUGGCCCUGAUUGGGUGGGAUCGGCAUUCCCGGGAUCCUGUUGGGAUCGGCAUUCCCGAGAUUUGGGUUUUUGUGGAUCAAUCCCAGCCGGUGACGCAGGUGACGUGGCACGGCAAGGGCGACUACUGGGCCUCGGUGGUGAUCCAUAGGCCGGUGACGCAGGUGACGUGGCACGGCAAGGGCGACUACUGGGCCUCGGUGGUGCGGAACCCCGGGGACAACGUCAUCUGCGGGAGCUACGACAGCAAGCUGGCCUGGUUUGACCUGGACCUGUCCACGCGGCCCUACCGGCUGCUGCGGCACCACGGCCGCGCCGUGCGCGCGGUGGCGUUCCACCGGCGCUUCCCGCUCUUCGCCUCCGGCUCCGACGACGGCUCCGUCAUCGUCUGCCACGGGAUGGUCUACAGUGACCUGCUGCAGAACGCGCUGCUGGUGCCGCUGAAGGUGCUCCGGGGCCACGCGGCGCGGCUGCAGCUCGGCGUCCUCGACGUCGCCUUCCACCCCCAGCAGCCCUGGCUCUUCUCCGCCGGCGCCGACGGCACGCUGCGCCUCUACGCCUGAGCCGGCCCGACGGAUCCCACGGAUCCCACGGGAUCCGCAGGGAUCCGCAGGGAUCCGCCGCCCGCGCCCGGCACCGCGCUCCGUAGAGCCUCGCUUUGGAUGGAAUUCCCGGCUCCUCCUGUCCUCAGUUUCCCCGUGUUUUGGUAUUCCCAUCCCACAUCCCUCCAUGUCCCCAGUCCCAUUCCCAC